Prorocentrum cordatum is the source of this 3081-nucleotide messenger RNA. The record is from the annotation of a GenBank genome assembly. NCBI's taxonomy places the organism in Eukaryota, Dinophyceae, Prorocentrales, Prorocentraceae.
AUGGACGUGGCAAAGAGGGAGGAGCGGGAGGCGACCAACGCCCAGCAGAUCCGCAAGAGUUUGCCCAUACAGGUCUACAAGAACGCGGACUUCGAGAAUGCCGAGCGGAGAGCAAUCGACUCCAAGUACGGCAGCGUCCUAGAGACCAGCGAAGCAGUGCCACUGAUGUCUUACCUGAAGGGCGUGCUGGUCACACGCGGGGCCAAGGCCAUACACCCACACAGCGACAACCUGAUCUUCAGUACGGGCAACCUGCACACGACUCGUGACAGCACAAAUAUCAUCACGGGCAUGACCAUGGACCAGCUUUGCAACUACAUCGUGGGCAACCCUGAGAUCGACGCUUGCACCAACGACCUCCUGAUGAACCAGCACGACAGCUUCGCGCACCCCGGAGGCAUCGCGAGCAUGAACACGGUGAUCAUCUUGACGGCGGCGAUGCCGACGAAGGGCAGCAUGGUCAGCAUCUUGGACCACGCUCUGGAAGGCGCAGCCUGCGGCCCGCGCGCGAUGGCCGCGGGCGCGGCCCCCGCACCAGUCGGCCUCGCGGACGUGGUGCGGCUCGAGGUCCGGGGCCUCUCCGGCGACCGCCUCUGCGGCGACCUGGCGGCGCCGCGGGCCGCCGACGUGGCAGCGCUGCGGGCCAUCCUGGACGACGCGCUGCCGAGCGGCCUGGCGGGCAGCGAUACGGUCCUGUACGAGGGCGAGCUCCUGGCCGGCGGGGUCGACCGGCCCUUCGAGCACGCGGCCGCCGAGGCCUGCAGCCUCACCGUGGUCUUCGGCUGGUCGGUGCGCUUCUCCGGGCAGGUCGCCGCCGAGGAGGUGGCCGCGCACGAGCCGGUGGCGAUGCGCUCCUCGCGCGGGAGGCUGCCUACCCCGUUCGCUGGCCCGCACCACGUGCGCUUCUCGCCGGACGCGGCGCAGCCUGAGGUGGCGCUGCCCGCUUCGGCUCGCGCCCCGAGGCGCAGGCGCAUCGCCACCCCCUUCCACAUCCCCGUGGGUCCCGAGGCGGCGCUCGGCGAGCAGAUCUUGCGUAGCGGUCUGGAGCUCUCGGCGCUUGGCAAGGCUUGGGCCUCGGAGUUCUGGUUGGCCAGUUGUACGCAGAAUUUGCGACGGCCGCUCGUCGAUACUCUGCAGUCGACGUUCUUGUGGAUAACGUCGGCCGCCUGCGACAUGGUCCGCGUGGCCAUGCUGAUGCUACUGAAUCUUGACGAGGAGCAGCAGCAGGAGGUCCUCGACGGCAUGGACCCCGCCUUCCACCGGGCCGUCUUCCAGCGGCCCGCCGUGCAGCUGCUGCCCUACCCGCUGCAGCGGCUCCUCCUCGGGCGGGAGGCCGCCGCGGGCGGCCCGAAGGCCCUGGGCUGGGGGGCGUGCCCGAGGCUGGCCCCGGACCCGAGGGCGAGAUCGGCGUCGGACCUCAGGGUGGUGGACAGGCAUCGAGGCAGAACGAAAAGGCACAGUCACGCACGUUUGGAGGUCCGCGCGGGUUUCUUGGAUCUGCUCUGGGCCGCCCUGGCGACGCCUCGGGUGGCUCCCUUGGCGCGCGCAGCGCACCAGGGAGGGGGUUUUCAGCACAGAUCCAAAAGAUGUGCGCGGACCUCCGAACGUUUACGCUUAUGUCGCCUUCUUUUCCUCUGGAGGACGAGAUCGGCCUCGGACCUCGGAGCGGUGGAGAGGCAGCCGUCGCUCUCCGCCGCGGAGCUGAGCCACGUGCUGCGGUGCACGCAGGAGGCGGCGUCGGGCUUCGCGGCGUCAGGCCUCCUCCAGGCCCGCGCGGGCCAGCGGCCGAGGCGGCCGGCGGACGCUGCCGCGCUGGAGGGGAUCCUGGCCAGGAAGGCCCGGGUCUCGGCGCUCUCGGCCGUGCAGACCCUCGCCAGCUCCACGACCUCGCUGGGCUACGAGAACGGUCGGAGAGCCGUCGGCGAGCUCGGAGCUGGCGUGCAGGGCCUGGCCGCAGACCCGACGGCGCGCGCCGUGGCGGCGUCCGCGGCUGGCGGCGCGGCGUUCUUCACGUUCGGCUUGUCCAUCCCGAUCGGGGCCGCCAUGGGCGCCGGGGCGGGCUGCUGCGCGGGUGGCGCCGCCGCCGGCUCUGCCGGCCUGGUGUGCGGAGGGGCUCUGGGCCUGCAGGCGUGCCGGGCGCAGGCGACCCUGGCCAUGAAGGAGCUCCGCAGGGAGGCCGAGCAUCGCCGCAAGGCCGCUUCGGAGCGCCGGAACGCCAAGCAGAGGGAGGUGAAUGCGUUGAAGGAGCAGAAGCGAACUGCCAAGGAGGCCAUGAUCAAGAAGGCGCAGGCCCUGAUGGGCGCCAAGGGCCAGGAGGCGGAUGGCAUGCUCGGGGAGAUGUCCCUCGGCAUCAUGGUCGAUGUGCUCAUGGCCCUGCCGCAGGCCGUGGAGAACCCCAUCUUCGUCAAGCGGCUCAACAGGGCGAAAGACGAGAUCACGCAGUCCGUCCAGGACUUCCUCAACAUCACGCGCCGGAAGUCGUCGAAGUUCGUGGUGGCGAGCAGCAAGGCCUCCGACGUGGAGCUCUCCUUUCUCAUGGCGCGCUACUUCCACGAGGCCUCCUUCCGGGUCAAGGCGCUGCAGUCGGACGCCCAGAAGGUCGCUCGGGACCUCAACGUCGUGAUGCCCCGGGAGCUCCGCCAGAGCUUCCUGCCCAUCGUCAAGCAGCUGCGAUCGCAAGCGGUCCCGCUGCGCGUCAACGCCAGCGAGCUCGCGAAGGCGACGCUGCCCGAGGCUUGCAGUCAGAUCUCCAGCGUCAUGGCGAACAUCAGCGACUACAACAACAAGCUGAGCACGAUGCACACGGGCCUGCACAACCUUUGGCAGAUCUCCGAGCUGAUGCUGCCGCACAUGAGCAAGGUCUACCCCCUGAAGUCGGUCGUCAUCGACACCGUCAAGGACUUCAUGUCUAUGGCGACCACCCAGGAUGUUGCCGGUCUUCAGGAGUCCUCGGACGAGAUCGUGACAAACAUCGGUCCCGUCGUCAUGGAGCGCAUGCAGUGCACCUGGUCCUCCGCGCGCGCCCACGGCGCGGGCAUCUUCGCCCUGCUGGCGUCUUUGGCCGGCUUCCUCUUCUACUGA